Molecule: messenger RNA, 616 nt
Organism: Drosophila persimilis
Lineage: Eukaryota; Metazoa; Arthropoda; Insecta; Diptera; Drosophilidae
Exons: 2
Coding region: 77-397 (106 amino acids)
Source: RefSeq, a predicted model, not a curated record
CCUCAGGACCUGCUUCCUGUCGCGAGCUGCGACCUGUGGCCUGCGGCCUGUGCGACCUUUGGGUCCGGACAGUACCAUGGCCCUCUUCCUUGCGUCCCACGCUGUUUUCUCCUCCGCCGUAGCUCCUCGUAUUUUUGGGAGGCCCAAAGGAUGUGCACCUAGCUGGACUGUGGCAGCCAUUGGCUGUCCUGCUGUGUCGCUGAGUCGACAAUGUGGCGGCCAGUCCACUGCAGCAGGGACCAGUGAUCGACGGCGAAAUCAAACGCUCGGCUUUAGCAUCGAGACGCAGGACUUAUGUACCCAAAGCUUUGCCACACGCCUGAUACGACUAUCCGAUUGCGCCCCACCAGACGGAGACCUAUCCAAGCAUUACCGAGGCGUAUUCGAGACAGACUGAGUCCUAUUCCAGACAGAGAAAAUCUUAUCCCAGCAAGACAGAAGCACACACCUUGAAAGAUCCGAAGCAAGCCAUCGUCAUCCUUCGACCUGGCCAUCGACAACAAGGACUUUGACUAUGGUAACCAAGGGAGGAGCUACGCGGGCUACUAGACUCUAGAUAGAUCUCAUUGUUGUUAAGAUUAAGGAUAUGAAAUUCCAUUCAUUUAGAUAGUAGAUA